CGAGAAUGGUGAAAGCUGACGUGGCGGACCAAUUCCUUUUUCUCCCAUGAAAUGAAACGACAGAAAAGAGUGCGGCAGAGCAACCUGAGCUCCGAGUCAGAGGCGAGCUAACUCGAAUCCGACGUCGUUUUUGGUCGUGUUCUAUGUCAGUGCGGUGCUUGUGUUUCGGACAUGGCGGAAACAACCUCUGCUUCGGUUUCUUCUUCCGCGGAUGAUUCGAAUUGGAGAGAGAACAAGUUGGUGAAAGGAUCAUUUGCGGUCUCCGGAAUCAUGCUCACCCUCGUUACCUAUGGCAUCUUGCAGGAAAAGAUCAUGAGAGUUCCUUAUGGGGUGAACAAGGACUACUUCAAAUAUUCUCUUUUUCUUGUUUUCUGCAACCGCAUCACGACGUCUGCUGUUUCGGCUGGGGCUCUAGUGGCACGUAACAAAGUUUUGGAUCCUGUUGCCCCCAUUUAUAAGUACUGCCUUGUGUCAGUAUCGAACAUUCUUACCACAAGUUGUCAGUAUGAGGCCCUCAAAUAUGUUAGUUUCCCUGUUCAGACUCUUGCAAAGUGUGCUAAAAUGAUACCGGUUAUGGUCUGGGGCACAGUCAUAAUGCAGAAGAAAUAUCGAGGAACUGACUAUUUGCUGGCCUUUAUAGUAACCCUUGGCUGCUCAGUGUUCAUCCUAUAUCCUGCAGGGACCGACAUAAGUCCAUACGGUAGGGGAAGGGAAAAUACUGUUUGGGGAGUUUUGCUAAUGCUUGGUUAUCUUGGGUGUGAUGGUUUUACAAGCACUUUCCAAGAUAAGAUGUUUAAAGGCUAUAACAUGGAGAUACAUAAUCAGAUAUUCUAUACUACUUUGUGUUCUUGUGUUCUUAGCCUGACAGGUCUUAUCAUACAAGGACAACUAUUACCAGCAGUAGAGUUUGUGUAUCUCCAUAAGGAUUGUUUCUUUGACAUUGCAUUGCUUUCAACAGUUGCAACAGCUAGUCAAUUUUUUAUUUCCUACACAAUUCGCACAUUUGGUGCUCUAACAUUUGCUACAAUAAUGACAACUAGACAGUUGGUAAGCAUCAUGAUAUCAUGUGUGUGGUUUGUCCAUCCUCUUAGCUGGGAACAAUGGAUUGGAGCUGUUAUUGUCUUCGGUGCAAUUUAUUCAAAAAGCUUCUUGAGGAAAGCACCCGAAAAGACAACAACCUCUUCUGUAGAACAUGUACAAAAUGGAAAUUCAAAUAAUUUGAAGGACAACCCAUGAUAGAGACUGACUCCUUUUGCUGACAUGGCGUGGUUCUACCUGUACUAGUGUGGGAGCAGCUUCAGUUUUGAAUUCACAGCUGCAGAUUCAAUAUUUCAGGUCGUGGCUAAUGCAUAUAUGAUGGUGGUUUGACAUGCAGACAACAGAUAAUUUGGUGUCCCAAUCAUAACAAUGGAAGAGUUGACAGGAGCUUAGCCCCUCACUUUUUGAUAGGGGAGAUCAAUAUUACUGAUCAAAGCCAAAAGAAUGUUUAUCAAUUGAAACAUUUCCAAUAUGUUCGAUUAAGCAAGGUUGUUUAUUGGUUAGUUUGAGGUGUUUGUUUUGUUAAGACAGAAGAUUUAUGCUAAUUUAUUGUCAGGACCGUCUCCAUAUGUAAGGAGAUUUGUCCUUUUGAUUUUAACCAGGGUGGGACGAUUUUGGUUGAUACAAAUAAUUAGCUAAUUCAGAUAUAUCCUUACUGUGAGCAUUAUUAUAAUUGACACAUUAUUGCCAAUGUAAA
This is a messenger RNA of Vigna unguiculata (cowpea), 1735 nucleotides long. Its product is annotated as UDP-galactose/UDP-glucose transporter 5B-like. Gene Ontology annotation, molecular function: 3'-phosphoadenosine 5'-phosphosulfate transmembrane transporter activity. The record is from RefSeq and is a predicted model, not a curated record. Gene Ontology annotation, cellular component: Golgi membrane; endoplasmic reticulum membrane. NCBI's taxonomy places the organism in Eukaryota, Viridiplantae, Streptophyta, Magnoliopsida, Fabales, Fabaceae. Gene Ontology annotation, biological process: 3'-phosphoadenosine 5'-phosphosulfate transport; transmembrane transport.